UUAAAGGCAUCUAAUAUGGAAGGGCAAGAAGCAUUGAAGGGUACUAGUAGUUUUUCUUCAAAGUGUUCAGACUGUGGGAACCAAGCAAAGAAAGAUUGCUCAUACACAAGGUGCAGAACUUGCUGCAAGAACAAAGGAUUUCACUGCCCAACCCAUGUUAGAAGCACUUGGAUCCCUGUCGAUAGAAGACGCCAUAAAUCAUCCUCAUCAUCAUCACUAGUACUCAUGGAUCAUCAUCACUCUUCUCUCACUACAAAUCUACACUUCCUUCAUCAUCAACAUAUCCCUAAAAGGCACAAGCACAUCCCAUAUUCAUCAUCAGAGGAGUUUCCAGCAAGUAUGAGUUCGGUGGCAAUAUUCAGGUGCGUUAGGGUGCGUUCCAUGGAUGAAAGUGUUAAUGAAAUUGCGUACCAAACAUCUGUCAACAUUGGAGGACAUGUUUUCAGUGGUCUUCUUUAUGAUCAAGGCCCUCAUCAACCACCACCAUCAACCUCCAUACACCCUCACCUACACAGUAAUACUAAUAAUCUCAAUCUUAUGAUGAUGAGUAAUAGUAGUAAUAAUGUUCCAACCAUUAUUGAUGCUCCUCCUCUUCCUCAUGAUCAACCUUUUCUAUCAUCUAAUUCUUCUACUUCUUUUGUUAGGCCUCCUGCUAUGCCAUAUUAUUUUUCACACCCUCCUAAACCUUGAUUAAAUUUAAUUUGUUUCUUAAUUAUUAUUAUAUCUUGCUCAUCAUAUGAAAAACGUGACUAUAGGAACUUAGAUGAUUGUGAUGAUGCUCAAAAAGGAUUACCAUGGAACUCUAAUUCAGCUACAAUCCAGCUAAUUAAUUAAGCUACCUUCAUCUCAUGUAUAUUAUUAUCGUUAGAACUUCUAGAAGUAGCUAGCAAGAUGAAAGGGAUUAAGCUAAGGGACAAAGUCAUUAAUAAAUAAAUGAGAACCUAUGAAGGAGUUAUUAAUUAUUAUUGUUGUUGUUGUUAAUUUAGUUGAAAC
Arachis stenosperma is the source of this 993-nucleotide messenger RNA. Its product is annotated as protein SHI RELATED SEQUENCE 3. The transcript has 2 exons. Gene Ontology annotation, cellular component: nucleus. The record is from RefSeq and is a predicted model, not a curated record. Gene Ontology annotation, biological process: positive regulation of DNA-templated transcription. The coding region runs from base 16 to 690 and encodes 224 amino acids. Lineage: Eukaryota; Viridiplantae; Streptophyta; Magnoliopsida; Fabales; Fabaceae. Gene Ontology annotation, molecular function: DNA-binding transcription factor activity; DNA binding.